AUGGAGUCACUUAGCAGCAUGAUUGAAACCGAAGCCCCAAAACAAGCCUUCACUGUUCCCUCUGGUCAGGACCCAGAGAGAAAUGAAAUUGAGCCAGUCACAGAUGGUGGGAGUCAAGCAAGUUCCCAGAUUGUCAUAACAUCACUGGCAACCUCUUCCUUUAACGGAGCGGAUGGAGUGGUAAAUAAGAACCUUCCAGAACCAGCAGCCACGACUGCUGAAUCCAAACAACAGAUGGCUUUCAAGCUGUUCACAGCUGCAAAUACAGGACUGGCCUUUCCUGGAAAAGGUGAUUCUGGAGAUGAGAACAGUGGUAGCACACGUAUGCCAUUUGCUGGAACUAACAAAGGCAUUACAUUUGACGGCUACUUAGCUCCUGCCAUCUCAGAUACACCAAAGGGAAAUGGCAGUGACCCAGAGAAGCACUGGUUUUAUAAAAUUCCAGGAGCAGAAGGACAAAAGAGAGUUCAAGGUGAGAAAGGAGAGGUUGGGAAUCGUGGCCCUAGGGGCUUUCAGGGGCUGAAAGGAGACAAAGGAGAAAAAGGUGAAUUGGGUUCAAAAGGUGACCUUGGACUGAAAGGGAAUCCUGGAGAGAAAAGAGAAAGAGGUUCUGUGGGUAGGAAAGGAGCAAAAGGCUUAGCAGGGUCAUCGGGAUUUCAAAGGCCUCCUGGUAUCAAAGGAGAUCCAGGAAGACAAGGAAAAAUGGGUUCUUCUGGAAUCCAAGGAAUGCCUGGUCUUCAAGGCCAAAAAGGAGAAAAGGGGCAAAAGGGGAACUGCAAAGCAGUUGAACCCAUUGCAUUUUCAGCUGGUCUUCAGGAAAGGAGAAGUUUCCCACUGCCAGGAUCUCCAUGUGAAAACAGAUUGCCACAAAUUUGUGAGAGACAGUAUGGUAUAGUGAUUGGAGAACUGGGUUAUGAUAAUAUAGGAAAAAGUACCCCAUUUCCAAAGUUUACUAAAAUAAGAGCGAUUGAGAUGGAAACCACCAAGAACCCAGAUGCUUCUGAUGCGUCCUUCGCAGAAGACAGCCUCCUCACCGAAAUACCUGAAAAGAAUGAUGUCCUAACAGAAUUGUCUACGCCACACUAUGCCUUCAGAACAGCCACCACACUCUUCCCAUUUGAAAACUUUACUCUGGACUCUUCGGACUUCUUUUUUAACUGCUGCGAUUGUUGUGCUUUAUCUCCAGGGGAGAAAGGGGAACCUGGAGAAACAGGAUUGCCAGGACUUAAAGGAGAAGUAGGAGAAAAAGGCCGUCCUGGUCUACCAGGAACUCCUGGAUUACCAGGACCAAAAGGAUUCAGAGGAAACAAAGGAGAUAAAGGAGAACAUGGUGAUCAAGGAGCAAAUGGACUCCCAGGAUAUCCAGGCAGACCCGGAGACUCAGGUGAAGUUGGAUUUAAAGGCGAUAAAGGAAACCAUGGUCUUCCUGGAGUCAAAGGACAAAAGGGCUCCAAGGGGGAAAAUUGUGAGAAUGGCACCAAAGGAGAGAAAGGAGACAUGGGGGAACUGGGGUUAUCAGGUGUUGAUGGGGAAAAUGGGGAAAAAGGAGAAAAGGGGGACAUUGGGGAAAAGGGCUAUUUGGGGGAUCCAGGGGAAAAAGGAGAAAGAGGAGAGAAGGGUGAGGUUGGGCCAAAAGGAGAAAAAGGUGUAAAAGGAGACAUAGGAGUGGAAGGUGGGCAUGGGGAGGAUGGGAAAAAGGGAGAAAAGGGAGAACCUGGAAUUAGGGGUGAUAAAGGAGACCAGGGUCCAAUUGGUUUGAUGGGGCCUCCUGGGGUGAAAGGAAGUCUUGGUUUCAAAGGAAUCCGAGGAGCUCCUGGUAAAAAAGGUUCAAAAGGCCCCAAAGGUCCAAAAGGUGAGACUCCAACCCUCCCCAGAUCAGCCUUUAGUGUUGGUCUAUCCAGACCUUUCCCACCCCCAAACCUGCCUAUUAAGUUUGAUAAGAUACUGUACAACGACCAGGAACAUUAUAAUCCAUUGACAGGGAAAUUUAAUUGCAGCAUUGCUGGGGCUUACGUCUUCUCCUAUCAUAUGACAAUACGAGGGCGUCCUGCCCGCAUCAGUAUUGUCUGUCAGAACAAGAAGAUGAUCAGAAGUCGGGAGACACUCUAUGGCCAAGAGAUAGACCAGGCAUCCUUCCUUACCAUUCUGAAGUUAAAUGCAGGGGAUCAAGUCUGGCUAGAAGUCACAAGGGAUUGGAAUGGGGUUUAUGUUAGUGCUGAAGAUGACAGCAUAUUUUCAGGCUUCCUCUUAUAUCCUGAUGAAAUAUUUGACACUCUGCUAUAA
Molecule: messenger RNA, 2283 nt
Organism: Pseudonaja textilis
Lineage: Eukaryota; Metazoa; Chordata; Lepidosauria; Squamata; Elapidae
Source: RefSeq, a predicted model, not a curated record